Molecule: messenger RNA, 2082 nt
Organism: Trichoderma gamsii
Lineage: Eukaryota; Fungi; Ascomycota; Sordariomycetes; Hypocreales; Hypocreaceae
Exons: 3
Coding region: 1-2082 (693 amino acids)
Source: RefSeq, a predicted model, not a curated record
AUGAAUCACAUUGCUGGCUGCAUUUCUGGGACUGAUCAGGGUGCAUCAUCAAGGCCUUUCUCGCCAGCAUUUCAGAUGGUUUCCGUUUCUACGCCGCUGGCGGCUCUACCAGAAGAAAAAUCGACCUCUAGAAAGAUGCAGCAGGACGGACAGGGCAAAUAUCAGCUCUUCCCUAAGGGAAGGCAAUCGCCUUGCUUUAAUAACAAUACAUCGGUGGACCCCGAGACCGCCUUUGCUCUCGCCAUGAACAAGACGUCCGAACGCAACGACAGAUCAGGUGCUACGACUCCGACACUGAAAGUCAAAGCGAGCCUGCCGAAUCUUGUCCGACGUCGAAAAGCCACCAUCCCGGAUCUUGGUCCGAUGACAACGGUCCAAGAGGUUGCCAUGGACUCUCCGACAAUACCGGGUCGGCCACCGGUGCGAGAACGAUCCAUUAGCGCUCCUGAGGACGGACCCAAACAGAAUAUGGCUCCGCCACAGGUGUUCAACUUGACGCAUGGCAGAGCGAUAUAUGCACCUCCGAAGCAGAUUGAAGUGAAGAGACGACCCAAGAACUCUCAGCCUCCCCGUCUACCCUCGCCGAAACGACUGGCACCCCUGGUUAUCCCCGAGCCGGACACGCAGACUUUUGUGCGGGAAGUCAAGCGUAGCGCUUCACAUACGCAUCUCAGAGCUGAUAGCACACCACCACUGAACACAGGGGUUCACCAGUAUCUGAGCCCUCUUAGUUCCACGUCCGAUAAUAGCGAUCACCUCAGUUCAGGGAGCACGGAAGCUACAUCAGCCACAACACUGCCGACUCCUGCUUCGGCUCCAAUUAUGGAGAAAAAGCCAGCAAUUAAACAGUGGGAACCUCGAUGCCGUACACCAUUGAGCGCUACCCCAGCCGAAGGGGGCUCAUACAACCAUGGCCAUAGACGAAUUGCUUCCGAAUCGCACAGCAUCAUGCAUAGAGGCAGGCCAAGGAAACGAACCGAAUCGCACCAAAAGAGUGACUCCCACUCCCAACCUAGCUGCGGCGAAAAGAAGCGAUCCAAGAGUGCCGAACAGCGCGCAUUUGAGGAGCUUCCUCAGGGCAUUAGACCGGUCAAAGCUGCUGCUCAAAUGAGCGCCAACGAUCUGGCUAUUCUUCACCAACAAGCUCUUGGCCAAGUCGAGAGGUUUGAGGUGCUACAGAUUGAAGAUGUCGAAAGCUUAUCCAGAGAACUUCACCGGCUAGAUCAAAGAGCAGAAUACCUUCGACGCACUUAUAACUCUUUGCGGGCUGGCCGACGUAGUCUGCACGCUCGAAUCUGUCAAUAUCUUCGAUCCCCACAUAGAGGAGCCCGAUUCAGCCCCGAGCCGCUGCUUAGGCAAGAAGAAGCACUGGCAGAGCUCGAUGCUUCGAUUGAUGAAUGGGUCGAUAAGCUGGAGAGAGCUGAGAACAGACGUACUCGCGUUCGGCAGAAGCUCCUUGAGCACAUCGCCGCAGCCGCAACACUUUCUGUUGGUCGGGAGACACCAUCACCAGUGCAACUACCCGUUAUUCAGGAUAUCGCCACGCCUCCUCGAAGCCCAGUCAAGACCACCUUCACUAACCGCCCCGAAAGUACCUCGCCGCCGCCCAUGCGCGUGGUGGCUCAAGUACCAAGCAUGAUUUUCGAGCUGCCAGCCGUUGAGGAGGCUGAAGAGGAAGACAAGGACAAGGACAGCCUCACUCGAACAGCUACUGUGAAGAGCUCUGCUGGAGAAAGUAUCCGCAUCUACGCUGGUGAUGAGCUCUUUGCUCUAUUGACCGACGUGGAAGAUGAGAUCUACAAGAUGAACAAUGCCAUGCCGGAGCCUGAUGCAGAUCAGCCUGGAUCUCUACUACAGCCUGUGGUUGAGCAACAGAGGAGCAACGUGAGGCGUAGUGCCCAACCAGAUUCCCCAACCCUUGCUCCCUCGCCAAUGUUACAAUUCUUCAACCCAGCCGCUACCUCGAAAUUCUCUGUCAUGUCUGCUGCUCCUUCUCCGCUCGCACCAGUCCCUCCUCUGAAAGACCUGCCACCGAAGGAAACGGAAAUUUUCCUAACGAGUGCCGUCUUCAAACCAACAUAA